This is a messenger RNA of Suillus fuscotomentosus, 441 nucleotides long. RefSeq lists its product as uncharacterized. The transcript has 3 exons. The record is from RefSeq and is a predicted model, not a curated record. Lineage: Eukaryota; Fungi; Basidiomycota; Agaricomycetes; Boletales; Suillaceae. Bases 1 to 441 code for a protein of 146 amino acids.
AUGUACCUUCCUUGGCCGUGGCCGUGGUUUGGGCUUUUUGGUAUGUUUCUCUUUUUUACUACUUCGGGCUCACUUCCCGCCACCGUGAAUAUGAAAACGACGCACAUCCGGUUCUUCUUCAAAUUCUGGUGCAUACGGAUCUCGGUCACCAUGAUUCCAGUGCUCUGGGAGACCCUCAUAUGGGUUCCAUCAGUAUUGUUGUUGUCGGAAAUGAGCAUUGAAUUACAUAAGCACGUGAGCGACUCGAACACCACGCUCCGACUUGGUUUCAAUAAUGUCCUCAGCUUCUAUAUCCCCCAACCCAGAAUAUCUCAGUGGGAGACCGUCUUUGUUGUAAAUCUCGAUACACACGUCAAAAACUCGGGAGAAAUUGAUGGCAAAACUAAAGUCAAGGAGGUGAAGUUCUGCGAAGGUCUAUUAAAAGUUAUUCUCCAUGCCUAA